Molecule: messenger RNA, 1308 nt
Organism: Botrytis porri
Lineage: Eukaryota; Fungi; Ascomycota; Leotiomycetes; Helotiales; Sclerotiniaceae
Exons: 2
Coding region: 1-1308 (435 amino acids)
Source: RefSeq, a predicted model, not a curated record
AUGACCCACCAGGUUGGAGAUGGAUUCGACUUAGGUUACCUUGACCCCGAUUAUAUGCGUUUGCAAUUGCAGAACCAAGGUUACUCUAUUGGCGACAACAUGAUUAAUCAGAGUCAGAUAAACAAUAGAGGUUCACUUAUCCAUGGAGACAUGCUCCCCCACGAUCAAAUCGCAGACGGAGGCUUCCAAACUGACAACAAUAUGUUCUCCCAAGAUCAUAUGGCAGAUGGAGGUUACCACAUUGACGACAAUACGUUUUCUCCAAACCAGAUGAACAACGGAGAGUAUGCGAUCGACGACGAUUUCGAGAUGACUGACGCACAAAUGAUGGAUGGUACUGCUCCUGCUAAUGGCGCAUUUUCUCCCCACGAAGAAAAUAGAGCAUAUGCAGUUGACAACGACAUCGAAAUGUCAGAUGAAAGCAUGAUGGAUGAUGUCAUCUCUGCCGAUAACACUACUGCACCCCAAGGAGAAGAUGGAGAGAACAAAGUCGACGAUGAUGCCGAUGACAACGCGAUCAAUGCUGCUCCUGCUCCCAAUGACCGCAAUACUCAAUAUCGCAUUAUGUUUUUAGCCUUUAACCCUCCUCCCGCUGUCCAAAUCGACCCAAGCCAAAGAAGUCCAUUCCAUGCCACUCCUAUCGAUAUCAGACACAUGAUAUAUGAACUCUGUUUACCGGGACCAAGAACGGUUAACUUUGACUUGAUUAAGUCACGGAGGUCCACUCGCCAACAAGAGUAUAAAUUUACAAUCCCAGGCAUCUUUCAAGUAAAUAAGGACAGUCGAGCAUUCUGGAACAUGAAAUAUACUACUAUCUACAAGCCUCACUACCGAGCGAUGCACAAGUUCUACGGCACUCGCCGCCCAGGGCCCUUGAUCUUCAACCCUAAGAUCGACACUGCGUCAAUCACCUUCCUCAACAAAAUGCCAGAAUGGGGAUACAACGAAACUGAAGAAUGGUUGCGACUUGUCCAUGAUUCAUUACCCGAUGGAUUGGGCAGCGUCAAGUUUUUAGAUAUUCGUGAAGUCUCCACUAAAGGUACAGAUCUUGAUGAUUCUGAUUUGCAAGAAAAUUUCUUUCCCGCGCCAGUUUGGAAUUCCAUCUUCUGGACAUUGUUUGGAGGGCUAGAAAAACUUUACUUCACAGCAUCCGAUGUGGGUUCCCAAGGGAAGCGAAAGUUAAGAGAACCUGACUUUGCCAGACUUAAAGAUUAUGUUCUUUCAUAUCGUGCUUCGGGUGUUGCUUUAGGUAUACAGAAUCCAAUUGCGGCCAACAACGUGGUGGUUAGAUCUUUUGUUCCGGCUUGA